AUGAAUAACACUUCCCUUUAUCUUCCAUUUGAUAUAUGGACCCAAAUUUUUGCUUUGCUUUCUGUCGAAACUCUAGUGAGAUGCCGGGCUGUGUGCGCAUCUUGGCGCGCUUACAUCGAAUCCCCUUCUUUCAUCUCCAAGCAUCGCAAUCUUUACAAUAAACACCAUUUCAAACACUCCCAUUUAAUUUUAGGUUAUUCUACACGAUUAGACCUACAUCGUGUCACCAACGGUCGGAGAUUUACCACUCUUGCUUUUCUUCCUCCUUUUUCUGCUCAUGUUUUCAUACCAUGGAUUUAUGGAGGCUGCAAUGGGUUAUUUCUAAUCACCUUAAAUUUUGAUCAAGAUUAUAUAUGUUUGUGGAAUCCCUUUCUCAGAAAAUCUUUGAUUCUUCCACCUUGUCCAAUUGUUUCUCGCUUUCAAUCUGUUCAUUAUGUUAUAGGAUUUUCCACCUCUUGUGAUGAUUAUAAGGUGCUUGCCUAUCGUACCAAGUAUAAACCGGCAAUGGCAGUUUAUUCACUUAGAAACCACAUUUGGACUAUUAAAAUCAAUCCCAUGAAUGCCGAUGCUUGGACUUCAUUAAGGACCCCUUUUUCUCGUAACAAAUAUGUUUAUUGUGGAUGGAUGAUUUACUGGUUUACUGAAAGUGAUCCCGGAAUUAUCCGCUCUUUUGAUUUUAAUUUGGAAGAAUUCAAUAACCUGGCAGUACCUGAGCCGCUAAAAGAAUGUAAGAUGUUAGUUCUUUUCGCCAUCGAUGAGUUGUUAGCUGUUAUGUCAUCGUCUUGCAUAUGGAUUUUGGAAAAGUAUGAUGGAGAGUACACAUGGAGGGAAUGGUGUUCGGAAUCUUGGAUUAAAACUGUUUUUGAUAUAUUUAAAGAACACUAUAUAUCUACUAUCAAGGUUUUGUUUGUUGAGGAGACAAAUACAUUUCUAAUGAUUGGGGUUAAUGGUAGUGUACAUUUUUAUCAAGUUACAAGCGCGGUGUUUGGAAUGUUGAGAAAUGGAGCUGGUUAUUUUCUUGCCGUGAUUGAUUAUGUGGAGACUUUAGCGUUGCUUACAGGAACAGAAGGGAUGACAUUUCAAACCUUUCCUUGA
Messenger RNA from Amaranthus tricolor (Joseph's coat), 1095 nucleotides. Its product is annotated as F-box protein At3g26010-like. The transcript has a single exon. Lineage: Eukaryota; Viridiplantae; Streptophyta; Magnoliopsida; Caryophyllales; Amaranthaceae. Gene Ontology annotation, molecular function: protein binding. The coding region runs from base 1 to 1095 and encodes 364 amino acids. The record is from RefSeq and is a predicted model, not a curated record.